GUCCGACUGGGUGAGGAUUACAAGGGCCGGGCCGUGGAUCCGGGCCGGGAUGUCUGGGUGGUCCGAGCUACGGACGAUUCCGGGGCCGUCAGCAAUGUCUCCGCUGAGGCCGACAGCCUGCUUCAGCUUCUGAGAUUGCGUCUGGCCCACCUCCGCAAAGAAAAGGGCGACGCCGAUGAGUACACUCUGCACUGCAUGCACGACUUCGCCCGGAGGCUGAAUGCACGUGCGCAAUAUGACGAAGCCGAAAGACUCUACCGCGAAUGCUGGGCAUCUCGCAAGCAGACGUUGGGUGAGAACCAUCCUGGCACGCUGGCCGCCCUCGGCAAUUUGGCAAGGUUGGUAAAGACCCAGGGACGCCUGGAGGAAGCACUGCUGCUGCAGCGCCAGGCGGUGGAAGGAUGCCGGGCUUCCAUGGGCAGCGAGCAUCCUGACACCAUGAGCUGUGUCAACAACUUGGCCUCCCUCCUGCAGCGCAUGGGCCGGCUGGAGGAGGCGGCACCGCUGUAUCAAGAAGCCUUGCAUGUUUGCAGGGCCAAACUGGGGAAUGACGAUCCCAAGACCAUGACUAUGGUCAACAACCUCGCGAGCCUGCUGCGGAAACAGGGCCGUUUAGAAGAGGCGGAACCGCUGCAUCGCGAGGCGGUGGACGGAUGCCGGGCGAAGCUUGGUGCCACGCAUCCCAACACCUUGGCUUGCCUCCUGAACUUGGCAGCCCUCCUGGAGUCCAAGGGCUGCCUGGAGGAGUCGGAGCGACUUCACCGAGAGGGUUUGGGAGGGCUCCGUGCGAAGCUCGGCGACGGCCACCCCAACACUCUGACCGCCGCGGAUGCCCUUGCGAGUCUGCUCACGUCGCAGGGCCGCCUGGACGAAGCGGAGCCGCUGCUGCGCGAGGCGUUGGACGGGCGCCGGGCCAAGCUGAGCGACACGCACCCCACGACGCUGCUGUCGGCCCACAAGUUGGCAGGGGUGCUGGAGGCGCAAGGCCACCUCGAACAGGCGGAAUCGCUCUAUCGAGAGGCCUUGGAGGGGCGCCGUGGCAAGUUUGGUGAGGACCACGCAGACACACGGGCCUCCGCCAACAGCCUUGCGGAACUGCUCAAGUCACAAAGAUGA
Messenger RNA from Symbiodinium necroappetens, 1116 nucleotides. The record is from the annotation of a GenBank genome assembly. Lineage: Eukaryota; Dinophyceae; Suessiales; Symbiodiniaceae.